AUUUGUUCCGUCUGAAAGCAAAAUCGAGUGCAUAUAGUCACUUCAAAUGAUGUCAGGGUGAUGAAAAAUGCACCGGACUAUCAUUGGCAACUUGUUUUGCUUCGUUGAUGUCGACGUUCGACCAGCUCAUCGAUGACCUGACACGGGACGCAAAACGCGUACGGCCCAACGAUGCACUGCAGUUCUGCUCAAAUUGGUUCCAGCAGCGGCUGGAGGAACAGCGGACACGGACCCGCGAUGUUCUGUCUCGUCGCUCGCGCGCAUUUUCGCGUGAACUCCCUAGCGAGCUGUACGUCGACACAACUUUUGGUUCCGGAUUGAUCCCAGAGACCGUCUCUCCGCUCGACACAGCGCCUCGCUCGUCGCUCGCUGGCAGGAACAGCGUCUCUUACAGUCCAUUUGGCACCCUCAACGUUCCCGGCAAUGCUUUGCUCGCCAACAACCCACCUGUCGUCCAAUUUAAUAUGACCCCGACGUCUCCCCUGACGACAUCGAUGCCUAACCUCUUCACGCAGUUUGAUGACGGCACCGUCGCCCAGCCCACCAAUCCAGGCGACUACCUCCAUCCACCCGUUCCUACUACCAUCUUUCAGCGGCGCACUUCCGUCUCAGCAGAGUCUAUUCCUGUCGACAGCUCUCCAGAUGAUCCGCUCCCUGUAUACCCCAAAACGCCAGACCAACUUCGUCGCAUCAAAGCAUCCAUCGCGAACAACUUUAUCUUCCGCGAUCUUGACGAGGAGCAGGAAACAGGCGUGCUCAGUGCUAUGCAGGAAAAGAAUACGGAAAAAGGAGAGGUGGUAAUACGCCAAGGGGACGUGGGCGACUACUUUUACGUCGUCGAGUCGGGUCUGCUAGAGUGCUUCAUCCGGUCUGAUCCUUUGCCCCCUGCAGGACUUCGUGCCUCAGAAGACAAGUUUCUCCAGCCUGGGUACCACCCUGAGUUUGGGAAACGUGUAGCAGAGUGCACACCGGGGACCUCGUUUGGAGAGCUGGCACUGAUGUAUGGUCAUCCUCGUGCUGCGACGGUCUUGUCUACUGAGCCUUCUACAUUAUGGGCACUGGACCGCAUCACCUUCCGGACUAUCAUAUUGAAGGUGGCUCAUCGGCGCCGCACGAUGUAUGAGCACUUUUUAUCAUCCGUGGCCCUCUUGUCAUCCCUAGACGCUGCUGAGCGCAGUAAAAUCGCUGAUGCGCUAGUCAGCAAAGUCUACACUGAUGGAGACGCCGUUGUCAGGCAGGGAGAGAUGGGAGACACGUUCUUUUUCAUCGAGGAGGGUGAAGCUGUUGUGACCAAAUCGCAAGAGGGCGAUAAUGGCCAAGUUCGCGAGUUUCAAGUGGGGCAUUUGAAAAAGGGAGAUUACUUUGGAGAGUUAUCACUUCUCCACUUGGCUCCUCGCGCUGCGACCGUCAGUGCAAUCAACCGCGGAGAUCAUACUCUUCCAAAGCUCAAAGUGGCGGCUUUGGACGCGCAGGCUUUCACUCGGCUUCUUGGGCCUCUUCGAGAUCUGAUGGAACGAAGGGCUGGCGAACAGUAUGGGUCUGGCGCAAGGUUGUCACACUAGAGAUUGGUAUGAAUUUUUGAAUGUGUCAAAGUGUUGUUUCUCAUCCUCGCUAUUCAUUGUAUCGUAUUCAAAUUCUGUUUUUAUAUUGCGUGUAUCAUCUUGCCGAGCUCUACACGUCUUGACUGAGAAGUCUACUUUGGUCCCUCUUUUCGAUCGCCUUCACUCCAUUAUUAACCAUCAUGAGCAGAAACAACAGAUACCGAGGAUCGUCCAAC
This is a messenger RNA of Guyanagaster necrorhizus, 1777 nucleotides long. RefSeq names its product camp-dependent protein kinase regulatory subunit. Gene Ontology annotation, cellular component: cAMP-dependent protein kinase complex; cytosol; nucleus. Gene Ontology annotation, biological process: negative regulation of cAMP-dependent protein kinase activity. Lineage: Eukaryota; Fungi; Basidiomycota; Agaricomycetes; Agaricales; Physalacriaceae. Gene Ontology annotation, molecular function: protein kinase A catalytic subunit binding; cAMP binding; cAMP-dependent protein kinase inhibitor activity. The record is from RefSeq and is a predicted model, not a curated record. The transcript is spliced from 3 exons. The coding region runs from base 108 to 1562 and encodes 484 amino acids.